UUUGGUUGAGUGUGUGGGACAGGCAUGCCUAGUUUUCUGCAUCACCCAAAGCCUGAAAAGCUCAAAAGCUUAUCUUUUUAAAUAAAAAAGCUCAGAAUCUUCCUUGGGGAUGGCCCAUAGAAAACAAAGUGAAAAACUUGGGUAGCGUUUUUCUAUUUGGCUCAAUGAAGGAAUGGAUUUGGGCCUUUUACAUCGACAAUGAAAUUUAUUAAUGUAAGCGUCAUUAUCCUAGUGUGGCUGCAGUUAAAAAUCCGCAUCUUUAGACUCCAUAUUCAUCCUGCACGAUUUGUGCAGGUCAGAUUUAAUACUGUAUUUUGAUCUGCAUGUUAUCGACAGUCGGAUAAGCUCUUAUCACAGACACGUGAUUCCUCAUUAAAAUUCAAACCUCUUGGGGGUCAAAAGUGGUGAUUAUUGCAGUAGCACGUGAAAUAUCUGUACAACAGAGCCUGAGAUCGAUCUUUAAUUGGGAAGAAUCUUUGUGGAUAGUUUCUGGUUUUUAUUGUGAGUCUUUUUUCAACUUUUCUGAUCAUCAGAAAGUAAGAGCAUAAAAGAGGAUAAUCAUUCGAAUAGUCAUUCAAAUCUUAGUGGGGCACUGUAACAUGGGGAGAAUUUUCAUAUGGGUGGUAAUGGUGGGUAUAUUUCUUUGUUGUAGUUUUGAGGUUGGGCUCUGCAAUUCGGAUGUUCCUCCUCCUCUGCCUCUAGUGCCUCUGCCCACUGCCAAGCAGCUCAAAUGGCAGCAAAGAGAAAUGGUUAUGUUUCUUCAUUUCGGUAUGAAUACAUUCACCAACAGAGAAUGGGGAACAGGGAAAGAGAAUCCUCAGUGGUUCAAUCCCAAGGGGCUCGAUACAAAUCAGUGGGCUAAGGUGGCCAAAGAAGCAGGAUUUUCUCUGGUAAUUCUGACUACAAAGCAUCAUGAUGGGUUCUGCCUCUGGCCUUCUAAGUAUACAAAUCAUUCGGUGAAAAGCAGCCCAUGGAAAGAUGGAAAAGGAGAUGUUGUUAAGGAUUUAUCAGUAGCAGCACAAGGCCAAGGCGUGGAUUUUGGCGUGUAUUUGUCUCCUUGGGAUCGGUAUGAGCCUUUCUAUGGCAAAGAGCUCCAGUACAAUGAAUUUUAUCUGGGACAGCUGCAGGAGCUCCUUACCAAGUAUGGCCCCAUAUCCGAAGUAUGGUUUGAUGGAGCUAAAGGAGAUAACACAACAAUGACAUACUUGUUUUCCAAGUGGUUUGCUCUGGUUCGUGAAUUACAAAUAUCUGCAAACAUAUUCUCAGAUGCAGGACCAGACAUCAGAUGGGUGGGAGACGAAAAUGGCACUGCAGGGUCAACCUUUUGGUCUACCAUCAAUGGAUCUUCGUUGAAGAUUGGAGAAGCUUCCAUCGAAGGGUAUUUGAAUACUGGAGACCCAUAUGGAACAGAUUGGAUUCCUGGAGAAUGUGAUGUAUCAAUCAGGCCAGGGUGGUUUUGGCAUCCAGAAGAGAAACCCAAACGGCUAAGCAAAUUGCUGGACAUAUACUACAAUUCAGUAGGCAGGAACUGUGUGUUAUUACUCAACGUUCCACCAAAUACAACAGGCCUUAUCUCUGCAGAAGAUGUGGAACGACUAAUGGAGUUCACAAAUGCCAUAAACACCAUUUUUUCUGUAGAUCUGGCUGCUUCUACUUCUAUUACAGCAAACAGUGUGCGAGGGGAAGCCUUCGCCCCUGCCAAUGUAUUGGACACCGAUCUCUGGACUUACUGGGCACCCAAGGAUCACAAAAACAGAAGAACAACAAAUUGGAUAUGUUUGGAGAGCAAAGAAGCCAUGGAAUUCAAUGUUGUGAGGAUUCAGGAGGCCGUUGGACUUGGGCAAAGGGUGAUGAAAUAUGGGGUUUAUGCAUUUGGCGUCGAUGGGAAGAAAAGAAUGCUUGUGAGUAAUGGAACUACAAUCGGAUACAAGAAGCUUGAUAGACUGAAAAAGCCUGUGAAAGCUUACAAGGUUAUGCUUGUAAUUUGGAAAUGCAGAGGAGAAGUGCCUCUCAUUUCAUCAUUUGGGCUGCAUUUUGAUCCAUUUUACAGAGGGGAAUAACUAUUGAGCUUUCAGCUUUCGAAAUGUUGAUGAUAAAAAAUUGUUCACACAAUCAAAUUCAGAAACAAUAAAUAUAUCGUAUAAUAGAUU
This is a messenger RNA of Cryptomeria japonica (Japanese cedar), 2150 nucleotides long. RefSeq names its product alpha-L-fucosidase 1. The record is from RefSeq and is a predicted model, not a curated record. Lineage: Eukaryota; Viridiplantae; Streptophyta; Pinopsida; Cupressales; Cupressaceae. Gene Ontology annotation, cellular component: lysosome. Gene Ontology annotation, biological process: glycoside catabolic process; fucose metabolic process. The transcript is spliced from 3 exons. Gene Ontology annotation, molecular function: alpha-L-fucosidase activity. Bases 600 to 2060 code for a protein of 486 amino acids.